CUUCAGUUGUUCUCACAAAGCCGCGCUAUGGACAAUGGCUUUCUAUAAGCUCUUUCUUUCAAUGCUAACCAUUACAGUAUCUCAUAUAAGCACCACACCCGAUAUUCUCAGCCCGAUUGUCUCAAGCAUCUCGCUUUUAUCGCUGUUCGGCUGCACUCUUCAAGCCACAUGGCAAUCAAAUUGGCAAAAGGUAUUUUACGAUACACAUUUCACUUGUCAAACGAUGCUCGCUUCCCUUGACCAAAUGGUAUUCCGCUUACACCAUGAAAACAGCUACAUUUUCUAUUAACGAGUUUUAAUUCUCACUAAACACUACUCAUCAUUUGCAU
Messenger RNA from Rhizopus microsporus ATCC 52813, 329 nucleotides. RefSeq lists its product as uncharacterized. The transcript is spliced from 2 exons. The coding region runs from base 35 to 289 and encodes 84 amino acids. The record is from RefSeq and is a predicted model, not a curated record. Lineage: Eukaryota; Fungi; Mucoromycota; Mucoromycetes; Mucorales; Rhizopodaceae.